GCGGGAGGUUGGGCCCUGUUCCACGCACUGACUGAAGCUGCUCUGCAAUCAUGGUGUCAGUCCUGCCCACAGAAGAGGGCAAUGUGGCAGUGGUGGUGCGGGUACGGCCCCAGACUCAGCAGGAGCAGGAAGGGAGUCGACACGCUAUGGUGCAGGUGAUUGAUGACAGCAUGUUGGUGUUUGACCCUGAGGAACCCUGUCUAUCGGGAGUUUUUACAGGCUUCCGGGGACAUGAUGCCCCCAAGCGCAGGGGCAAGGACCUGAAAUUUGUGUUUGACAAAGUGUUUGGUGAGAGUGCUACACAGGAGGAAGUAUUCCAGCACACAACUAAGGAGCUCCUGGAUGGGGUGCUGAAUGGAUACAACUGCUCUGUGUUCGCCUAUGGUGCAACAGGUGCAGGAAAAACCUACACCAUGCUGGGUUCUGAGAAGAGUCCAGGCAUCAUGUACCUCACCAUGGUGGAGCUUUAUAAGAGGAUUGAGGAGAGGAAGGAAGAGAAAAGCUGCGAGGUGCUCAUCUCCUACCAGGAGGUGUACAAUGAGCAGAUUCAUGACCUCCUGGAGUCGAAAGGCCCUCUAGCAAUCCGGGAGGACCCAGAGAAAGGGGUAGUCGUACAGGGUCUCUCAUUCCAUCAGCCAAAAUCAGCAGAGCAGCUCCUGGAGAUACUGGCAAGUGGGAACAGAAACCGCACACAGCACCCCACAGAUGCCAAUGCUACUUCCUCACGCUCACACGCGGUCUUCCAGAUCUAUGUGAAGCAGCAGGACCGUGUCGUUGGCAUCACUCAGGAUGUGCAGGUGGCCAAGAUGAGCCUGAUAGACCUCGCAGGCUCGGAGCGAGCAUCAACCACCAACACAAAGGGAGAGCGGCUCCGAGAGGGCGCCAACAUCAACCGUUCACUGCUGGCCCUGAUUAACGUCAUCAACGCCCUGGCUGAUGCAAAGAGCAGGAAGUCCCACAUCCCAUACAGGGACAGUAAGCUCACACGCCUGCUGAAGGAUUCUCUUGGGGGCAACUGCCGGACCAUCAUGAUUGCUGCCAUCAGCCCGUCUGCACUCGCCUAUGAGGACACCUACAACACACUCAAGUAUGCCAAUCGGGCCAAGGAGAUCAAGCUGUCGCUGAAGAGUAACGUGCUGAGCCUGGACUGCCACAUCACUAAAUAUGCAGCUAUCUGUGAACAGCUGAAAGCAGAGGUGGCAAAUCUGCGAGAGAAGCUCCAAGCUUAUGAGAGAAAUGCCCAGGAUCCAGACCACCAGGUUCCAGGUCCUCAGGCACAGUCUAGCCCUUGGCAGGUGGAGCUGCUCAGGUUAGCAGAGGCUGCACAGGUGUCUCCAGAUCAUGAAGUCCCUGAUAAGGGUAACCAGGAAAUGGUGAUACAGCAGCAGGAAUGGAAAGUGAGACCCCCCUUUCAGCAACAGGACCUGGGAGCAGUGGAACAGGCGUCGGAGAAGGAUCUUCGUGACCAUGACACAGACCUUCAGCAGAAAACCAACAAACCAAGCUUUCUGCUACAGGGAGUGCCCCAGGAUCAGACCCAGAGGCUGGUCAUUGCUGUCCUGCAUGUUGCACAAAGGCAGUACUCUCUGCUGAAGGCUGCCAACCUCCUAACCCCUGACAUGGUCUCAGAGUUUGAGGAACUGGAAUACCUGGUGCAAAGAGAAACCGGUAGGAGUCAAGAGCCAGCUGGGACUCUGAGCAGAUUCGAGGUGACCAGUGAAAGCAUCCCAGCCCAAGAGGAGCAGCAGCACUCGGAUAAUGUGGUGCUAUUGGCCACCAGGCUGCAGGAUGCGCCUGCCACAGAACGUGCUGUCCCGAUGACGAGGGCUGUGACGCGGUCCUCGCAGGAGCUUGUGUUGGUCCCUAGUCCCUCAGCCAAGACUCCCAGCCUGCUGACGAAGAAGAGGAGGAGGUCGGAUAUGAGCAGCCCAUCCAAAACAGGAACUCCUGCCACGCCAAACCUGCAGGCGAAGCGCCAGCGGAAAUCUUCCCUUCCUGGCCAGCGAAGGCGAAGGGGCUCCGCAAAUGAAUCAGCUGCUCCUCCAGUGACAGUCAGUCACAGCACCCCCAUUGUUAAGGGAGCUAAACCUUCUCAGCCAGUGCCUUAUUGCAUCCCCAAACCCUGCCCAACAACAGUCACCAAAAGCCGGGUGCCCCUGACAACAUCUGCUGCCCAAAACUGCUGCACUCCAGCUACGCUGACCGUCCGAGACCUGAAUCUAACCUUUGACCUUGCUGAGGACAGCUGUUCAUCUGGUGUGGACAAUCCUGUGAAAUUCAGUGCCCUGGAGUUCUCUGGCUGGGAGAAUGUCCAGUGCGUCUUAAAAAAGCCCGAAGGUUCCUUCAUGCCCAGAGCCUCCAUGCCCGUGUUCACCAUGAAGGGCUCCUCCAUCCCACCCGGCAGCAUCCCGAAGCCAUCCUCCUUGGUCUGCAAAGCAAUGGGACAGAAGAGAAGGCGUUCGGUGAGCACUGCCUCCCGCUCGCUGGGGGGGCUGCGGAGCCAGAGCCGAAUUGCCAGGCUCCAGAGCAGCACUGCGAAGUCCUUGCAGACCCCAGGUAUCCCAGAGCGGCCUCCCUGCACUCUGGGCAAGAGGGGCAGAGCAGAGCUAGAAGCAGCUGGUGGGAAAAUGCUGGCUGCACCCAGGUCCCAGGCCAUGAAGCUUUUCUGCUGAAGUGUCCUUGGACUCCAGGGUCAUCGACGCAGGGGCCGCUUGGCUGUUUUAGCUUAGCGCUGCCUGCCAGACCAGGCCU
Chelonoidis abingdonii (Abingdon island giant tortoise) is the source of this 2751-nucleotide messenger RNA. Lineage: Eukaryota; Metazoa; Chordata; Testudines; Testudinidae. The record is from RefSeq and is a predicted model, not a curated record.